This is a messenger RNA of Closterium sp. NIES-67, 1547 nucleotides long. The record is from the annotation of a GenBank genome assembly. NCBI's taxonomy places the organism in Eukaryota, Viridiplantae, Streptophyta, Zygnematophyceae, Desmidiales, Closteriaceae.
ACCAGCUAUCGUUUUCCUCAGAGCCUUCUAUCCGUAUCUGUACAUCAGGCCCAACGCGACCCGAGUCACAUUUGAAUUCAUAAAUUUCGUCGACUCGCUCUCCUCGCUCGCCUCGCCACCAUGGCGUCAUCGUUAUUGCCAGCUCGCGCCAAUACCUCGUUAUUAGCUUCCUCGCGAGUCCUUUCCCGUCCCCUUCGCGUCACCUCAGGUGAUUGUAGACUCGGUAUAAGCCUGAGGCAGCAAAACCAGGGACAGCAGCAGCAGCAGCAGCAGCAGCAGCGGCGGCGGCGGAGCUCGGGGGGCUCUUUCAGAGUGCGGGCGAGCGCCGUUGAGAACGCGGCAGCAGCUGAACCAAACGUGACGGACGAAGGCAAACAGCGGAAGGCGGAAUGGGCGCGGGUGCGGGGGGUGGCGGAGAAGGGGGCGGUGGUGCGCGGGAGGGUGGUGUCCGCCAACGCGGGGGGUCUCCUGGUGCGCCUGGGGCCGCUGCAGGCGUUCCUGCCGCUCUCGCAGCUCGACCCCGCGCGGCUUAGAGGGACGGCGGGAGCAGCGCCCCCCAGCGCAGCAGAUGUGGCGCGGGGCCUGGUGGGCAGCAUGGUGGGCCUGCGCAUCCUCGAGGUGGACGAGGCGCGCACGCGCCUUGUGGUCUCCGAGAAGCGUGCCGCAGCGGCCAAGGGGCUGCGGCGGGUGGAGGAGGGGAGCGUGUACCCCGGGAUGGUGGCGUCGGUGGCGGACUUCGGGGUGUUCGUGGAUCUCUUCCAGCCCGACGGCGCCUUCCUCGCCACGGGCCUGGCGCACCUCUCCGAGCUCUCCUGGGACCCCGUACGCUCGCCCGCUGACGUCGUGGCCGUGGGGGAUGACGUCAGCGCCAUGGUGCUGCAAGUUGACAGGGAGCGCGAGCGGGUGGGGCUGUCGCUGAAGCAGGUGCAGGCGGACCCCCUCCUUGAGACACUCGACCGCCUGCUGCCCUUCCAGCCCGCCCCCGAUGCCUCCUCCCCCUCGCCCUCCGCCCUUGAGGCCGCCUCUUCUGCUCCCUCCUCCCCCCUCCCCGCUGCUUCCUCUCCGCCUCCCCUGCCGGGCCUGCUGGCCCUCUGCAGCCAGCUGAGGCAGCAACCAGGCAUCUCAUCGGUGGCGCUGGGCCGCCAGGCAGUGGAGCGCAGGGUGGUGUCGCAGGACCUCGAGCUCUGGCUCUCCAAUGCGCCAGCAGCAGAGGGACAGUUUACUCUGCUUGCACGAGCAGGCCGACUGGUUCAAGAGGUUCAAGUUGCAACAACUCUCGACCGCGAGCAGAUGAAGGACGUCUUGAAGCAGAUCUUGUAAUGAAUGGAGCUCUUCAAUCGCGUCCACGGCUGUGCUGUGGUGCAUCACGUAUGCCCGUACCCGUGGAGCAUCAGACCGAGCGCGGUCCAAUAGACCCGAAUGUCACAGCCGAUUGUGUUCCCAACCUCGUCCCUCAAGGUUCCCGCCUAGCCAGGAUGUUCCUCUAUGUAUUGCGAUUCCUUCAUUGUUCGAGUUGCCCCCGCUGAAUUAAACCAACAACCCUAAAC